Messenger RNA from Salmo salar (Atlantic salmon), 1866 nucleotides. Its product is annotated as tRNA (guanine(37)-N(1))-methyltransferase. The record is from RefSeq and is a predicted model, not a curated record. Gene Ontology annotation, biological process: mitochondrial tRNA methylation; tRNA N1-guanine methylation. NCBI's taxonomy places the organism in Eukaryota, Metazoa, Chordata, Actinopteri, Salmoniformes, Salmonidae. Gene Ontology annotation, molecular function: tRNA (guanine(37)-N1)-methyltransferase activity. Gene Ontology annotation, cellular component: cytoplasm; mitochondrial matrix.
ACUAAUGAUGACGUAUAAACAUGCGCGUGCUCUGCAGAAGCGAUGUUGAGGUGGGGAAUGCGUUUUAAUGUUUAUGGUUUUACUGAAUAAAGUAAUGAUCUUUCCAUGCAAUAAUAUUAACAAAAAGAUUGUUCCUAGUAUCUUCUCACUACUACAAAUUCAAAACUACGUGAAAUCUCGCUAUCGAUACCGGACCCUGUGUUCAGUGGUCCUGCAGCCGGACCGAGCAUCAACUUGCUCUGAGAGUGUUUCGAAGCCGAUGCUUGAGCAGCAUCAACACAGCGGGAUGGAUCCCAGCCUAUACACAGCUCCUCCUGAGGUCCGAGGUAUGACCUGUUUGGAUAAAGAAGUCUUCUCCCAGACAGUUAUUGUCCCAGCCCUGCGUGUGCCAAAAGAAGUCCUCAAUAAAUUGGUUAAGAGCCUGAAAAAAGUAGCACUCCAGCGCCCAGGCAUACGAAGAGUGGUGGAGGUUGAAGGCAGCGAUGACGACAGGCUCUUGUUGCUGGACCCUGCCAGUGUCUCCUCACCCGGCUCAUUCAGCGAUGCAGAGGCCGAGGCGUUGCAGUCAUUUGGAAUACCUCAAGAGCUCCAGCGGUACGAGCUGCGGCUGACCUAUGACAACCUGAAGAGUGAGGAGGUUCUGCGCGCUGUGCUGCCAGAAGGACAGGACGUCACCUCGGGGUUUAGUCGAGUGGGUCACAUUGCGCACAUGAACCUGCGGGAGCACCAGCUACCCUACAGAAACCUCAUAGGCCAAGUCAUAAUGGAUAAGAACCCUGGGGUGACCUGUGUGGUCAAUAAGACCAACACCAUCGACUCCGCCUACCGCAACUUCAAGAUGGAGGUGAUGGCUGGAGAGGAAAAUAUGGUGGCCAAAGUGCGUGAGAACGGCGUGACAUACGAGUUUGAUUUCUCCCGUGUGUAUUGGAACCCUCGUCUUAGCACCGAGCAUGAGCGUGUGGUGGCCCUUCUGAAACGCGGUGACACUGUGCUGGAUGUGUUUGCUGGCGUGGGUCCUUUUGCCAUCCCCGCUGCCCGCCGUGGCUGCACUGUGCUGGCCAACGACCUCAACCCUGAGUCUCACCGCUGGCUGCAGCACAACUGCAAACUGAACAAGGUGGAGCGUAAGGUCACCACCUUUAACCUGGAUGGCAGGGCCUUCAUCCACGGGCCACUGAAGCAGCAGCUGCCUGUCAUGAUGAAGGGGACAGCCUGUGUGCAUGUGGUCAUGAACCUUCCUGCCUUGGCCCUGGAGUUCCUGGAUGCCUUCAGAGGCCUGCUGGACCAGGGACUUUCCUGUGAUGUGAAUCUGCCGCAGGUGCACUGCUAUGGGUUCUCUAAGGAAGAUGACCCCCAGAAAGACGUGGUGGAAAGGGCCUCAGCCAGCCUGGGGUUCUCCCUAGAGGGGCUGUGCUCUGUGCAUCUAGUGAGGAACGUGGCCCCCAACAAAGAGAUGAUGUGUGUGAGCUUCACCAUCCCCAAAGAGGUUCUCUUCAGCAGAGAGAGCACACAGACAGAAGCCAUAGAAGAACCAGCCCCAAAGAGACAAAGGUGUGAGGCGACAACAAAUUGAAUAUAUUUGACCAAGGAGCCCAUUCUGAGAUGUUGAAUUUUAUUUUUGAUCUUUGAACUCUGUUCAUGUUAUUUUAUAAUUAAGUGUCAAUAAGGCUGACAUGAUCUAAAUCAUGGUUAUGCCUUGACCUAACAAGAACAUACAAACGGGUAUGUGUUGACUGUAUUUCAAAUACUGGUCCAUUAUCCAGGUCCCACAAAUAGGCAUUGUUUCAAUACUAUUCUUAUCCAACAACUGGCUUCAUUAUGUGUUUGUGUUUUUUAAAUAAAAAAGAGAUCAUACAAAAAUGGCAA